UUCAAAUAUUCACUCACUACCGACUCACCGAGUCUCUCUCACGAGGCUCGAGCUACCUUCACAGUAGGCUUUGUUCGACAUUGCGCCGCAGUUUUUACCAAUAUGUCGCAGGCAUUGAAGUCGUUUACGCUUGAAGAAGUAGCGAAGCACAACAAAGAGGGUGAUGUGUGGAUUGUCAUCGACUCCAAGGUCUACAACAUAUCCAAGUUUGCCAACUUGCACCCCGGAGGCACUGGCGUGCUCUUGACCGAGUCCAUUGCUGGAAAGGACGCGACACAAGCCUUCUUUGGACUUCAUCGACACGAGGUCCUCUUGAGGCCUCAGUACGCCCGGCUUCAGAUUGGUACUGUAGCUGGCGAGGAGCCUGUCGUCAAAUCUCUCGCUACGGAUGAGGCGUCCCGGGUCCCAUAUGCCGAGCCGUCAUGGCUCUCUGCUGGAUACUUUAGCCCUUACUACAAGGACAGUCACAGGAGGUUCCAGCGCUCCAUGCGCAAGUUCGCUAUGGAAGUCGUGUACCCGGAUGCCCUCAGGUGCGAAGACAACGGCAAGCGCAUAUCUCAGUCCGUUCUGGAACAGUUGUGUGCAAUGAACAUCCCUGCAAUGCGACUCGGCCCCGGGAAGCACCUCCAGGGCCGUUCAUUACUCGGAGGGGUCAUAUCUUCCGAGGAGUUCGACCACUUCCAUGAGUUGAUUGUCAACUUCGAACUGUCGCGCUUCGGCACUCGCGCCUACGUGGACGCGCUCCUAGCAGGCGAAGUCAUUGGUCUACCGCCAGUGCUUAACUACGGGUCGCCGGAGCUCCGUGCAAAGGUGGUACCCGAAGUGCUCGAUGGGAAGAAGUUCAUCUGUUUGGCAAUCAGCGAGGCAUUUGCAGGAAGUGACGUGGCCGGUCUACAGACCAACGCGGUCAGAGAGGGCGAUGAGUGGGUCAUCACCGGUACCAAAAAGUGGAUUACGAACGGAAUGUUCGCGGACUACUUCACUGUAGGGUGCAGGAGCAAGGAUGGUUAUGUCGUUGUCCUUGUUCCGCGAUCCGACGAUGUCUCGACUAAAGCUAUCAAGACGGCCUAUUCGUCGACCGCCGGCACUGCCUAUGUCACAUUUGAGAAGGCGCGGGUACCGGUCGCAAAUACGUUGGGCAAGGUCGGACAGGGUUUGCAGGUGAUCCUGAGCAACUUCAAUCACGAACGAUGGAUGAUCGUCUGUACGAGUUUGAGCGCACAACGAAUGGUGGUGGAAGAGUGCCUGAAAUGGGUCAACCAACGGAUAGUGUUCGGAAAACCGCUGAGCUCGCAAGCGGUCGUACGCUCGAAACUGGCAAGUAUGAUCGCACGGGUGGAAAGCGGCCAGGCUUGGCUCGAGUCCAUCACCCACCAGAUGAACAACAUGGCAUACGACGAGCAGUCCGACAAGUGGCCGGCCAGAUCGGCUCUUGAAGCACGUUCCGCGUUGUUGUGCAGGUUCAUUACACGCACGGGCCGUGAGACUGCGGAAGAUGCCACACAGAUAUUCGGUGGCUUCCAUCGCACAUCACCGUACGACGCCAUCCUCGGUGGCCAAGAAGAUGUCCUUGGGGAUCUCGGAGUGCGGCAGGCCAUAAAGAAGAUGCCCAAGGGCGCGAGGCUUUGAUAGCUAGCUGGGAAGCUGCUGAGGGUCGUCCGCAAUUCGCUCGCAAUAUCUUGCAUGCCAUCUUUGUGUUAUCUUGCAUAUGUUUGGAAGCAGGCAAUGGCAACGGUAGCUUUUGGCUGAUCAUCGGAACUGCCCAUUCCGUCUAAGGCCACCCAGACCACGCAAUACUAUGGAAAAUCGUGAUUAAACGAGCCACUCUGCCAGCCUGGGCAGUGAACUUGAAGGUGGCCUGAGGUCCAGGAACUUCAAGUUGGUUUCGCUUUGCGUCUGUUCAUAUUGGUGCCAGAUCCGAUCCUACUAAUCAGGACUUCAAGUUGUAUGGCCUCAGCCUUGAGGCCUGAGGGAGUUCCUAUAUAGCCUCGGUAGUUCUCCGACACAUCAGAUUGGCCAUGAAU
Fomitopsis serialis is the source of this 2024-nucleotide messenger RNA. RefSeq names its product acyl-CoA dehydrogenase. The coding region runs from base 103 to 1629 and encodes 508 amino acids. The transcript has 12 exons. NCBI's taxonomy places the organism in Eukaryota, Fungi, Basidiomycota, Agaricomycetes, Polyporales, Fomitopsidaceae. Gene Ontology annotation, molecular function: flavin adenine dinucleotide binding; acyl-CoA dehydrogenase activity. The record is from RefSeq and is a predicted model, not a curated record.